UGUAGAAGCUGAUCUUGUAUCUUUCUAUCCCCAUGGAUUCAAGCGUUUCUACACAUCUCGUUUCCCAGCUUCCUCUAGAGAGAGAAGACCAGAAAGAUCAUGGGGAUUCCUUUUUACACCCACCAUUUCUGCAGAAAGAAUCAUUUGUGCCCAAAAAUUUCAUUUGGCCAAAAGGGGAUUUAGUGGUAGCUCAUGAUGAGCUUAGAGAGCCAAUAGUGGAUCUUGGAGGUUUCUUUAGGGGUGAUCUGGUGGCAACACAGCAUGCUGUGCUGCUCAUUAGGGCAGCCUGCUUAAACCAUGGUUUCUUUCAAGUAACCAACCAUGGAGUCGAUCCUCGGCUCGUCAAAAUGGCAUAUCAUCACAUGGAUAAUUUCUUUAAGCUUCCAGCCAGCAUGAAACUUAGGGCUAAGAGAACGCCUGGUAAUAUGUGGGGCUACUCCGGAGCCCAUGCUGAUCGUUUCUCGUCGAAACUACCUUGGAAGGAGACAUUAUCCUUCGGAUUCCAUGACUCCGGCUCAAAACCAGUUGUGGAAGAUUUCUUCAAAUCCAACCUAGGGAUGGAUUUCGAACAAACAGGAGUGGUAUACCAAAAGUAUUGUGAAGCAAUGAAAGAUGUAGCACUAGCAAUCAUGGAGCUACUGGCAAUCAGCUUGGGAGUCCAUCCACUGCAUUAUAAGCACUUUUUUCAAGAUGGUUCCUCGAUAAUGAGAUGUAAUUACUACCCACCAUGCAAAGAGCCAGGUCUUGCCUUCGGCACAGGACCUCAUUGCGAUCCAACAUCCUUAACCAUUCUUCACCAGGACCAAGUUGGUGGUCUUGAAGUAUUCGCCAACAAUAAAUGGCGGAAUGUUCGACCCCGUCCCGAUGCACUAGUCGUUAACAUUGGUGACACCUUCAUGGCAUUGUCGAAUGGGAGAUACAAGAGUUGUCUACACAGGGCAGUGGUUAACAGGUACAAGGAGAGGAGGUCGUUGGCAUUCUUUCUGUGCCCAAGAGAGGACAAGUUGGUGAGACCCCCUGAGGAUCUUGUGUGUCGUGAUGGGACAAGUGCGUACCCUGAUUUCACAUGGUCAGAUUUGCUCUAUUUCACUCAAUACCAUUACCGUGCUGAUGAUGCCACCCUACCAAACUUCACCAAAUGGCUUCUCUCUUCCAAAUCAGCGAGUGAUCUCUGAUCGAUUAAUUAAUACGCAUGCAUUCUCUCUGUCUUAGAAUAUAUAUAUAUAUAUAUGUUAUUAGCAGAUAAUCAUCAUCAUGAUCAUGAUCCAGUCCACCGCAAUCACGCGAGGAUUGUUUCUAUUUGUUUAUUCGAGUUUCUGAGUGGAUAUGUAGACGUGUGUGCAUGCAAAAUAUAUCUAUGUACCUUAUAUUGAUCAGUUCAAAACCAGCAACAUAUAUAUUGAUUUACUUUUUGGUAUGUAUGUA
Messenger RNA from Juglans regia (Persian walnut), 1425 nucleotides. RefSeq names its product gibberellin 20 oxidase 2-like. Gene Ontology annotation, molecular function: gibberellin 20-oxidase activity. NCBI's taxonomy places the organism in Eukaryota, Viridiplantae, Streptophyta, Magnoliopsida, Fagales, Juglandaceae. Gene Ontology annotation, biological process: gibberellin biosynthetic process; flower development; unidimensional cell growth. The transcript is spliced from 3 exons. The record is from RefSeq and is a predicted model, not a curated record. The coding region runs from base 33 to 1175 and encodes 380 amino acids.